AGGAAAAUAACCAAACAUUGCCGAAAAAAGGAAAAACAUACUUCAACGUUCUUUAAUUGAUGCGUUUUUAUUCGAUUAUUCCCUAAACCGUCGCUUUUCUUAGUUAAAAUUAUCUUCGACAUAUAUCUUACGUGAGGAAUAUUAAGGUAUUUCAUAUAUGUUAUAAAAUCAGUACGUGGCUUCAUUGGUACACCUGAAAUUAAAAGGCAAACUUCCUUGCAUCGAUUCAGCUAUGGCUACCGACAUUAUAAAAGGGUACUCACAUCUUCAGCAAGAGCUGAAUAAGGCUCGCGAUAAUCUCAAGGAUCUAAAUGAAAAUAUUCGCAAAAUUAUUGGACGUGAUCCGUCGACUACUGAACAGUAUAAUAGCGGGAACAGCUUUGGAGCAUAUUCGCGCAACGAAGUUAGGAAACGUAAUUUGGCCGGAUUUGAACCAGGUAGACGCAUGGAACAAGAACGUCGCUAUUCCGAUGUUGGUGGUCAAAAUCCACCUAAACGACGAGCCGUUGGGGAAACUAAAUCGGUUUUCAGCCGAUUGUCUGGUCCGCCAAAUCGUGAUCUAGAGUACGAAAAACCGAGGAUUCACUCUCGGGUUAUCAAAGAACAACCAACAAGACAAGAGAUCGUUGCUGCUCAGGCUGGCGAUGAACAGUCCCGUGCCCGAAAUCGGCGCAUCUUCGGUUCCCUUCUGGGUACGCUGCAGAAAUUUUCCCAGGAAGAAUCCAAACUGAAGUCGAAGGAAGAGAAAAAGGCUCAGAUAGAGAAGAAACUGGAAGAUCAGCAGAAAGUUGAACGGGAAAAUUUACGUAAAGAAAAACAAUGCUUGUACACCGAUCGAAAACGUCAGCAGUUGGAGAUUCGCGCUUUAGAAACGAAGAUGAACAAAAUGAAAGAUCUGGAAGCGUGGGAGGAAACGAAGAAGCCGCUUGCCAAUUACAUCAAGACCAAGACGAAACCACAUAUGUUCUAUCUUCCAAAAAAGAUGGACUCGAAGAUGGAGAAAAAGUUAAAGGAAUGCCAAGAGGAGCACGCAAAAAUGAUGGAACAAAAGCGUCAAGAGGUCAUGGACAGCAUUGCCACUGUGGAGGCUCGUCUCAAGGCUGAUCUUAAGAAUUUAGAGGAAAAUGCUAACCGCGAUCGAUCAGUUGCCACAGGUACAAAUCUGAAUAACUCGAAACUGGACCGUAUUGCUGCCGCAGACGACGACGAAGAUUACCACGAAGAUGAUCAUGCAAACAGUUCGUAUAAUGACGAUGAUCAUUCCGACGUAGCUGAAGGACCUGCACUACCUUCGGCGUUGGUGGCACCCAAUUUCAAAAUAACUAUCCAUAAUAAUGAGAUUAAGCAAGCCGAAAAAUCAGAAUUAUCUCCCAAUAUAUUGCGUUUGGUCGAUGGAACGGUUUCGUCAUCGAUGAACAUCGAUUCACCGUCGGAAAGUGCUUCCUAUUUGACUCAGGGUGAAAACUUCCAGAUCACAUUCAAAACUGAUCGCAAUUCUGAGUGAUCCGAUCAGUCGCUCUCCGUACUGUCAUCCCAUGCAAACAACAAGCAAUGCUGAAUACGAAGUAGAGGAUUGCCAUCGAUAUACAGUACAAUAAAAGUUAGAAACACAGGGACAGAGAGCGUAUAUGCAUAAGCAAGUGCUUCAUCGAUAAAGAAAAACAAACAAACAGCAUCAGAAUGAGACAUCAUAAGGCAUUGAUUGCCCUUUGUUUGUUUGCGAAAUAAAACCAUUAGAGCCAACCGAAGUUGAAGCACUGACGAGAGUGAAGAGCAGUAAUUUUUCGUUCCAAGCACACAGUUCCGUAUUUCCGGAUGCGUUUUCCUAGUGUACUCAAGCGUAGACUUCAUAAAUAAUGAAGAGGAAACUAUUUCAAAAACUAAUAAUGUAGCCGUAAAGUUAUCUAACAAUGCAGUGAGUAAUAAUAAAUAACUGGUA
Ochlerotatus camptorhynchus is the source of this 1939-nucleotide messenger RNA. RefSeq names its product desmosome associated protein-like protein pinnin (gene Pnn). The transcript has 5 exons. Lineage: Eukaryota; Metazoa; Arthropoda; Insecta; Diptera; Culicidae. Gene Ontology annotation, cellular component: catalytic step 2 spliceosome. The record is from RefSeq and is a predicted model, not a curated record. Bases 233 to 1504 code for a protein of 423 amino acids.